CAGUCAGAAGAGAACGUUGAACGAAAAAGCAUGAAAAGGCAUAUGUGGACACAUAUCGGUGAGAAGCCGUAUGGCUAUCCCACAUGCAACAGAAACUUCUCUCAUUUAUCGAUUAUAAAAAACCAUAUGAGGACUCAUACCAGUGAAAAGCCGUACAGUUGUCCAAUGUGCAAUAAAAGUUUCAGACAAAGACGUCAUUUGCAAUGUCCACGGUAUUUCAUGAUGACAGGAAUAGGCCAAUCUUCAACUGUAAUAUAUCCGCUAAAG
Messenger RNA from Loa loa (African eye worm), 267 nucleotides. RefSeq names its product zinc finger protein. Gene Ontology annotation, biological process: regulation of transcription by RNA polymerase II. The annotation marks the transcript as partial. The record is from RefSeq and is a predicted model, not a curated record. NCBI's taxonomy places the organism in Eukaryota, Metazoa, Nematoda, Chromadorea, Rhabditida, Onchocercidae. The transcript has a single exon. Gene Ontology annotation, molecular function: DNA-binding transcription factor activity; RNA polymerase II cis-regulatory region sequence-specific DNA binding.